UUGAGAGGAACCCAAGUCUGGACCAAGAGGAGCCAGAACCUCCACAGAUUAAAGAGGAGGAGGAGCACUGCAUCGGUCUGGAAGUAGAGCAGCUCGUACUGAAGCAGGAGGAUCCAGAUAACGUUUUGUUGAAUCCUACUCUCAAGGAAAGUGACCACAGUGAACCAGAGACAAGUGACCACCAGCUCCUCUCCCACAGCUCAGCUCAGAGCCAAGAUCUCAAUGGACUCAAGCAUGGAAACUCAAAAUCAGUUAGAAAUGCAGAGCAGGCAUCAGAAAAGGGACAUCAUGUCAUCACAAGAGCAAAAGAAAGCAUAAGUCCUAGUAACCUUGCAUGUAGCACUACCAUGUCAAAGAUUGUGCUGAAUAUCUGCAAGAGUAAAAAGGUUUUCCAGUGUGACACUUGUGGAAAAGUCUUUAAGUGGAAGUCAGGAUUAUAUGGACAUCUGAAGGUGCACACAGAUCAGAAACAGCAUUCUUGCGAAGUGUGUGAUAAAAGUUUCACAACUCGCACAAAUUUGACGAGACACGAGAGAACGCACACGGGACAGAGACCUUUUACUUGCAAAACUUGUGGAAGAAGUUUUAGCCAGAGACCUUCCUUGCAGAUCCACGAGAGAACACACACAGGCGAGAAACCUUUUAUUUGCAAAACUUGUGGGAGAUGUUUUAGCGAGAGAAAUUCCCUGAAGAAACACGAGAGAACGCACACAGGCGAGAAACCUUUUACUUGCAAAACUUGUGGGAGAAGUUUUAGCCAGAGACCUUCCUUGCAGAUCCACGAGAGAACACACACAGGGGAGAAACCUUUUAUUUGCAAAACUUGUGGGAGAUGUUUUAGCGAGAGAAAUUCCCUGAAGAAACACGAGAGAACGCACACAGGCGAGAAACCUUUUACUUGCAAAACUUGUGGGAAAAGUUUUAUUCAGAGAAAUCACCUGCAGGGCCACGAGAGAACACACACGGGCGAGAAACCUUUUUCUUGCAAAACUUGUGGGAAAAGUUUUAUUCAGAGAAAUCACCUGCAGGUCCACGAGAGAACACACACUAGCGAGAAACCUUUUACUUGCAAAACUUGUGGGAAAAGUUUUAUUCAGAGAAAUCACCUGCAGGUCCACGAGAGAACACACACUAAGGAGAAACCUUUUACUUGCAAAACUUGUGGGAGAAGUUUUAGCCAGAGACCUUCCUUAAAUACCCUGAAGAAACACGAGAGAACGCACACGGGCGAGAAACCUUUUACUUGCAAAACUUGCGUGAGAAAUUUUGCAAUUAGAAUGAAUCUGCAGGUCCACGAGAGAACACACACGGGUGAGAAACCUUUUUCUUGCAAAACUUGUGGGAAAAGUUUUAUUCAGAGAAAUCACCUGCAGGGCCACGAGAGAACACACACGGGCGAGAGACCUUUUUCUUGCAAAACUUGUGGGAAAAGUUUUAUUCAGAGAAAUCACCUGCAGGGCCACGAGAGAACACACACAGGCGAGAAACCUUUUACUUGCAAAACUUGUGGAAGAAGUUUUAGCGAUAGAUCUACCCUGAAGAAACACGAGAGAACACACACAGGCGAGAAACCUUUUAUUUGCAAAACUUGUGGGAGAUGUUUUAGCGAGAGAAAUACCCUGAAGAAACACGAGAGAACGCACACAGGCGAGAAACCUUUUACUUGCAAAACUUGUGGGAGAUGUUUUAGCGAGAGAAAUACCCUGAAGAGUCACGAGAGAACACACACGGGCGAGAAACCUUUUACUUGCAAAACUUGUGGGAGAUGUUUUAGCGAGAGAAAUACCCUGAAGAGUCACGAGAGAACACACACGGGCGAGAAACCUUUUACUUGCAAAACUUGUGAGAAAAGUUUUAAAUGGGGAAGUAGCUUGAAAGUCCACAUGAGAAGCCAUACAGGUGAGGAGUCGUAUCCAUGUACAACUUGUGGGGAAAGAUUUGUUAUCAAAUCCCUUCUAACAAAACAUUUGUGUACCCACACAUAGCGAAACAGAUAUUUUUGUAAAAUGUUGGAAAGAUCUCUGACUUGCCAGUUUAUACAAAGUCCACAGGAGAAAUCCUCCAGUUGUGAAGCCACACCAUGGCAACACGAGAGUGAUAAGAUUUGCUCAAGCGUUGUCAAAGAAGUUGUUACUCAGUUAAUGAUUCAUUAAUUAGUGAUACAACAGUUGGCGCAAACAACACUGGAAAUGUUUCCAGGGGACCAAAAAAGUGAUGAACCUUGUUGUACUUCACAAAGCAUUGAACUACUGCCAGGUUCCUCACUUACAUCUACGCAAGAGAGAUUGUGUACAUUUGCAUUAGCUGCAUCUCUGCAACUGAAUGUGGGAAUUAUCCCAUUGAGGAGACAUCACAAUAUCUUUGAUGGUCAACACAUUUGCUGAAGUACCCACGUUUCUGUUCUUCAUGAGACUAUGAUUGAUAUCUACAUCUGCAAAGGAAGUGAUGUUUUCACCCAUGUCUCUUUGUUUUUUCAUUUGUCAGCAAUUUAUACCAAAUGGUGCAGGAAGGGGACGGGGGUGAGAGCAAUGUAUUGGGUUAAAGUGACAGAUCCAGGAUAUGUUAUUAUCACUGAAUGUUGAGAGAUGUUGUCAAUGUGUCAGGAAAGACUGGAUCAAAAUGUAAAAAUCUGACAUUUGUUGUACAGAGAUUUAUAAUAACACAGUAUGUGGUGCAGAUUAUCAGAUUACUUCCCUGUUUCUUUUCUCUUUCUUUUACAAAGAAGAAAAUAUGUUGUUAAUGUGUACACAGUCCUUAAUGACUGUCACUGUAAAUGGUUAUUCUUGUGUACUAUGUGUAUUCAAUACUUCAGUGCAUUUGCAGUUCAUCAAAGUUUCUUGAAUUAUGAUGAUGUAUUUUGUGUUUGUCACACGUUAAAUCUGUGUUAGUCUGUGUGGAGAAAAAUUCCCCUGACUAGGUGUCUCACUGCUAUGACCUUGAUAAACAGGAUGGAACCCUUAUUUGGUGAUGUUUUUCUUCCAACUGGUACCGCUGACGGACGGACACAGCAGAUAACACACAGAGGAGGAUCUCAUGUCUUCUUCUUUCUCAUAUCAUGUCUUAUGAAACUCCUCUUUGUAUAAGUUCUGGCUUUUGUGAACUUGCGGCCAGUUGUUCCAUUUUGAGUACACCUGCUUGUUGUAUAAACCCUGCAGAGCUUAUUAUUAUAAAGACUCAAAAGCAA
Messenger RNA from Limanda limanda (common dab), 3184 nucleotides. Its product is annotated as oocyte zinc finger protein XlCOF6-like. Gene Ontology annotation, biological process: regulation of transcription by RNA polymerase II. The transcript is spliced from 2 exons. Lineage: Eukaryota; Metazoa; Chordata; Actinopteri; Pleuronectiformes; Pleuronectidae. Gene Ontology annotation, cellular component: nucleus. Bases 348 to 1985 code for a protein of 545 amino acids. Gene Ontology annotation, molecular function: DNA-binding transcription factor activity, RNA polymerase II-specific; RNA polymerase II cis-regulatory region sequence-specific DNA binding. The record is from RefSeq and is a predicted model, not a curated record.